This is a messenger RNA of Pieris napi, 1029 nucleotides long. RefSeq names its product RNA-binding protein 7. The record is from RefSeq and is a predicted model, not a curated record. Gene Ontology annotation, biological process: regulation of alternative mRNA splicing, via spliceosome. The coding region runs from base 293 to 871 and encodes 192 amino acids. NCBI's taxonomy places the organism in Eukaryota, Metazoa, Arthropoda, Insecta, Lepidoptera, Pieridae. Gene Ontology annotation, molecular function: single-stranded RNA binding. The transcript is spliced from 2 exons. Gene Ontology annotation, cellular component: nucleus.
GGCAGCCCUGUUUUGACAACUGACGUGAACUGAAACAAGAUAAUAUUUUUAUUAAUAAUAAAAAAUAUAUAUUUAGCGUUAAUAAUUUUGAGUACAUAUUUUCUAAACUUCAAGACACAUUUGACUCAAGUAAUGUCAUUUUACCUUAAAAUCAAUAAAUGAAAACUGCAGUUACAUUGUUUUGUGCACUUUAUAAUUACAACGUCAACUCUGUUCCUCCUGCUUGCAUAAAUAAGAAGUUUUUCAAGUUUUUGGGUGCCUAGGUGACUGAUGAUAUUGAAUUUUGCGUAUCAUGUAUGAAGAGGAUAAUAAAACGAUAUGGUGCGGUAACAUAUCGGAACAAGUGACUGAGGAAAUUCUGUAUGAACUGUUUUUACAGGCAGGCCCUCUUGAAAAGGUAAAAAUUGUUAAAGAUCGAGAUGGAAGACAAAGGAACUUUGCAUUUAUAACAUACAGACAUGAAGUGUCUGUACCAUAUGCACUGAAUUUAUUUCGAGGUACAGCCCUUUUUAAUAAAGCAUUAUCAAUGCAUUGUAGAGGGCGUAUGGUUCCAUUACCACCUUCUAUUCGUGCAUAUGGUGAUGAAGUACCCCUUGAAAUUCAUAACCAAAAUGUCAUCCAGCAAUUUGCUGCCAUGACAGAAAAGAUUAAGGACGAUAGCCAAAGACCCAUGCCAUUAUUAAGAAGUGAAAUGAACAAUGAGCUUGUUAUGGCUAGCUUACAAGGAAAUUGGUUGCAUAGGCACCACCCAUAUCAAACUAAUGAUAACAGAAAGCAUGGGCGAGACGACAAUAGACAUAAAGAAAGUCAGAAAAAGCACUCAAGCCACUGGAAGGAUAGGAAAAGGUCAAGAAAUUAUAGAAGAGAUUAAAUAUAAAUAACAUAAGAGGACUAAAAUAUUGCUUUGUGGAAGAAAUAGUAAAUUUUAUUUAAAAAAUUACAAUUUAUUCACUUACUGAACUACCUAUUAUUGUAUAUAUGAUAUAAAUAAAAUGACAACAUCAAUAACUAUUAUAUACAUGCAUUUAA